AUGGUCGCCAACGCGGACCCUAAGAAUGGGAGCUUUGCCGGAGCAUGGGGCAAGUUAGGCUGUCCCACUCCAACCCGAGGAAUCGCAGCCUACACGAUCUCGCCAAACCGACAAAAUCCAUUUGCCGGCGCUGGCCAUGCUGCGACUUUCAACGUUUUCCGCCGUUUCCGCCACCAGGUUCUUUAUGUUGCGCCCCCAUUCAUCGUUGCAUAUGCUGCGAUGAGCUGGGCGGUUGAAAAAAAUGAGUUCCUGAACUCGAAAGCCGGGCGAAUCAUUGGCGACGCCGAGUAG
This is a messenger RNA of Talaromyces atroroseus, 291 nucleotides long. Its product is annotated as Cytochrome b-c1 complex subunit 8. The record is from RefSeq and is a predicted model, not a curated record. The transcript is spliced from 4 exons. NCBI's taxonomy places the organism in Eukaryota, Fungi, Ascomycota, Eurotiomycetes, Eurotiales, Trichocomaceae. The coding region runs from base 1 to 291 and encodes 96 amino acids. Gene Ontology annotation, biological process: mitochondrial electron transport, ubiquinol to cytochrome c.